AUGGGUGAGGAGCUCCCAAGCCGGCUGCUGCCCUCUGCUGUGGAUGAGUGGACCGGGGUGGAGGGGAGGAAGGACCGUGAGGCCCUCUUCGAAAGCGCCCCCGCCCCGAAUCUCCCAGAACAGAGCCGGCCUAUUCGCCAUUUGGCAAACGGCAGCCGGAGCGGCCCAGCCAAGGCUUUUCAGAGGCAGGAUCUGGCACCGUGGCUGAGGUCGCCGCGCUUCCUCUGCUCACAAACGAGCAGUGGCUGGCGUGAUGUGGGCGGCUGUCCCCACCCCCGCAGCGCUGAGCCGCAGCAGAGAGACUUAAAGGCGGGGGACAAAGGCGGCCAGCCGGAGCCCAGGGCCGCGGGAAGAGCUGAGCUCAGCGGUUCCUUGGCUCUUCGGAGAGCAGGACAGGGCGGAAGCGAAGGGCAGAGGACACAGCGAGGGGGCAGGCUGGAGGGGGGGGGGAUGCUGAGAGGCCGCCAAGGGCAAAACACACUCUUGGCAAAGGAUGGGUGGAAAGAGGAGCAGCCAAGGACUGUAAGCAGAGCCCGUGCCUGCCGAUCUUGGCUGAGUGAGGGCCACAGCUUCAGGGUCUCCUGCAGGAGGACUGCAGAGCAAUGCUGCCUCAGCACGGAGGCCCAUUUCCGCACUGUCCUGAGCCGAGCAUGCGCUCACCUCCCUGCGGUGGCCCUCAUGAAACAGAUGCGCGAGGAGCAGCAGCGGCGGCGAUUGGUGGAGACCAAGAGGAACCGGGAGAUUGCUCAGCUCAAGAAAGAACAACGGAGGCAGGAGUUUCAGAUACGGGCCCUGGAGUCUCAGAAGCGUCAGCAGGAAAUAGUCCUGAGGAGGAAAACCCAGGAGGUUUCUGCACUGAGGCGCUUGGCAAAGCCCAUGUCAGAGCGAGUGGCUGGGCGUGUAGGGUCGAAGCCCCCCAAUUUGGAUUCUGGGGCUGAGGUGUCUGCCAGUACGACCUCGUCUGAGGCUGAAUCGGGAGCCCGCUCUGUCUCCAGCAUAGUGCGGCAGUGGAACCGAAAGAUCAACCACUUCCUGGGGGACCACCCUGCAUCUGCUGUCAAUGGCACCCGCCCUGCCAGGAGAAAGUUCCAGAAGAAGGGGGCCAGCCAAAGCUUCAGUAAGGCUGCAAGACUCAAAUGGCAGUCCCUGGAGCGGAGGAUCAUCGACAUCGUCAUGCAGAGGAUGACCAUUGUCAACCUGGAGGCUGACAUGGAGCGUCUCAUAAAGAAAAGGGAGGAGCUGUUCCUCCUCCAGGAGGCACUUCGGAGGAAGCGGGAGCAGCUGCAGGCUGAGAGCCCUGAGGAGGAGAAGGGCCUGCAGGAGCUGGCUGAGGAGAUCGAGGUGUUGGCAGCCAAUAUUGACUACAUCAAUGACAGUAUCACUGACUGCCAAGCCACCAUCAUGCAGCUAGAGGAGACCAAGGAGGAGCUGGACUCAACCGAUACGUCAGUGGUCAUUAGCUCCUGCUCUCUAGCUGAAGCCCGCCUGCUGCUAGACAACUUCCUCAAGGCGUCCAUUGACAAGGGACUCCAGGUAGCACAGAAGGAAGCCCAGAUCCGGCUGCUGGAAGGACGGCUGAGACAAACAGACAUGACAGGCGCUUCCCAGAACCACCUUCUCCUUGAUGCUUUGCGUGAGAAGGCCGAGGCACACCCUGAGCUGCAGGCCCUCCUCUAUAAUGUGCAGCAGGAGAAUGGCUAUGUGAGCACAGAUGAGGAAGUCUCCGAGUUCUCUGAGGGAAGCUUUUCCCAGUCAUUCACCAUGAAAGGCUCCACCAGCCAUGAUGACUUCAAGUUUAAGGGUGAGCCUAAGCUAUCUGCCCAAAUGAAGGCUGUGUCUGCGGAAUGCCUGGGACCCCCAUUGGAUAGUUCCACCAAGAACAUCACCAAGUCCCUGGCCUCCCUCGUUGAGAUCAAAGAGGAUGGAGUGGGCUUCUCCAUCCGGGACCCCUAUUACCGCGACAAGGUCUCCCGGACUGUCAGCCUGCCCACCCGGGGCAGCACUUUCCCCCGGCAGUCUCGUGGUGGUACAGACACAUCCCCUCUGACCCGAAGAAAGUCUUAUGACCGGGGGCAGCCAAUCAGAUCCACAGACAUGGGAUUCACACCUCCAUCAUCACCUCCCACUCGGCCCCGCAAUGACCGCAAUGUCUUCUCUCGCCUCACGAGCAAUCAGAGCCAGGGGUCAGCACUGGACAAGUCUGAUGACAGCGACUCCUCUUUGUCGGAGGUCCUGAGGGGCAUCAUCACCCCCAUUGGCGGAGCCAAGGGAGCACGGACGGCCCCUCUGCAGUGUGUCUCCAUGGCCGAGGGCCACACCAAGCCUAUCCUCUGCCUGGAUGCUACCGAUGAGUUACUUUUCACGGGGUCCAAAGACCGUAGCUGCAAGAUGUGGAACCUGGUAACAGGGCAGGAGAUCGCGGCCCUCAAGGGCCACCCCAACAACGUGGUGUCUGUCAAAUACUGCAGCCACUCUGGGCUGGUGUUCUCUGUGUCCAGCUCCUAUAUCAAAGUGUGGGACAUCCGGGACUCGGCCAAGUGCAUCAGGACCCUCACAUCCUCGGGCCAGGUGAUCUCAGGAGACGCUUGUAUAGCCACAUCUACACGUGCCAUCACCAGUGCCCAGGGCGAGCAUCAGAUUAACCAGAUGGCCCUCAGCCCCUCAGGCACCAUGCUGUAUGUGGCUUCUGGCAAUGCUGUCCGCAUCUGGGAGCUUAACAGGUUCCAGCCCAUUGGCAAACUAACCGGCCACAUCGGCCCAGUGAUGUGCCUGACAGUCACUCAGACUUCGAACCAGCAUGACCUCGUGGUGACUGGCUCCAAGGACCACUACGUGAAGAUGUUCCAGCUGGGCGACUGUGUGAUGGGCACCAUUGGCCCGACCCACAACUUUGAGCCCCCUCACUAUGACGGUAUUGAGUGCCUGGCCAUCCAAGGAGACAUACUGUUCAGUGGUUCCAGGGACAAUGGCAUCAAGAAGUGGGACCUGGGACAGCAUGAACUCAUUCAGCAAAUCCCCAAUGCUCACAAGGACUGGGUGUGUGCCCUGGCCUUUGUUCCUGGCCGACCCAUGCUGCUGAGCGCCUGCCGGGCAGGCUUCAUCAAGGUCUGGAAUGUGGACAACUUCACCCCCAUUGGUGAGAUCAAGGGCCAUGACAGCCCCAUCAAUGCCAUCUGUACCAACAGCAAGCACAUCUUCACGGCCUCCAGUGACCUGACAGUGAAGUUCUGGAGCAUGCGGCGGCUACCAACAGCCCACCCUUGAAGUUAGGACUGAGGGUGGCCAGACCCUCAGACCCAGCGGCCUACACAGCAUGGAAAAGGAAGCUGUGGCCUGACCUGACCAGACCAGCCAGGUGCACUGAGGACAGAGGGUGUGGCCCUUCUCUUGCCCUGCUUCCUCUCGCCAUCCCCUCGGUCCCUCCCCUGCCUCCUGAGAGAGGAGAGGCUGAGGAGGGAAUCAGCUGUGAAGCCAAAGGGCAUGGUCCAUCCCAUCCCCCCACCCCCACCCCAACUUCCUUGUCCUCCCCACAACUGGCCACAUCCUGCUGAGCCAGUCCUGCCCUUCUCUGAGCCCUCAGCCUAGGGUGACACUGAGGGAGAAAGAGCCCUAGCCACCCCGUCCCCCAUCCAUCCUCCAGUGAGCUAGCCUCUUCCGUGUCUCCUAACCCCACCUCUGGAGCCACUGCACCUGCCUCUGAGCCCACCAAGGUAGUUCUCAGGUAACCAUGGAAACCAGAUGUAAGCAGCCAAGUCCCGCAGCCGACCCUAAGCCCUAUGGCUGCCAAUAACCAACCCCCGUGGGGCUCAGUCAUCCCCUGGGGUCCCCUUCUGCUGAGGCCUCAGUGGAGCUGCUUAAACAAUUCUUUUGGGGGGUGGGGUGGGGGGAAGGUCAGCAAUACUACAGUUACUUAAUUUAUUGUUUUUUUAUUUUUAUGUUUCGCUGUUGCCUCCUGGAAACUGACUUGAAGUUUCUUCCCAUCUUCUUCCCUCUGCUCUUGGAGGGAGGGAGGGGAUCUUCUCUUUGGCGCUCCAGCCCCCUUUCUGUCUACCCCUUGCCUCCCCCUUGGUGUGCAGAGGAGGGAAAGGCCCCCUUUUGCAGCUCUGGCCACUGCCCCGGCUCUGCCCCACCCCGGUUCUGCCUCACCCCAGCAUACCCUCUAGUAUAGUUCAGGUCUCUAGGCCGCCUGAUGCCAUAGUGCCUUCCUCCAUCCUGAGGCCUGGCAUCAUGCUGGGCAGCCUUAUGCCAGCCAUGCCCACAGCCCACAUGUGUCUUCUUAUGGGCCUCGUGCCCACAGACCCUGAAGGUCAGAGAGUCCACCCAAGACCAACAGCCCAAGACCAGGGAACCCAUGCUCCCGAGAGUCCGGUGUGGUCUAAUGGGGUCCUGUCCACUAGGUAGCGGGUUGGGUAAUAAAGACCAACCUAACCCCCCAGCUAAUUAUGUUUCCAUCCCAAGGGGACAGGGAGCCUCCUCAGCUUCUUUUUUUUUAGUUGUUCUAGAAACAGAUUUCCAAGCCUUAAAACCAGCCUGGGCCAAAGGCUCUCCCUUUUAGAUUAGCAAGAGGAGGCUCACACUCUUUCCUUGCUUCUCCCAUGGGGCUGUGGACUCAGCUGCAGGGAUGAGGUGGAAUCAGUGUCUGGCGCCCCCUAUCGGAACAACUCUGAAUUUGUAAGAUUAGACCUUGAGAGGGGUCAACUCCAUCCUUCAGCCCUGGCUUCCCCUGCCCCUUAAGCUGCUCCACACUUACUUCACUGGUCAUGUGCUUCCGCCGUGAACCCCAGCUCCAUUCAGAGGACAUGGUGACUUUGUGGACUUUGGAGAGGUAGCAUAGUACCUCUGCACUUAGCUCUUCGCCCUCUGUGGCCGGGUACAUUGGUGCCUGUCCAUGUGGCCCUGGGAUGGGAGGGAGGGUCCCUCCCUGCUGAGGACAGACCCUCUCUGAGUCAUCCCAGAGCUGUGUCCAAGGCUGAAACGAAGACGAUCGUCCCGCUUAUCGGUGGCCCCUGCCGGACAUGGUAUUAAGUCUGAGUAAGUGGAUAUUCACAAUGAUGCAUCUGACAGCUAGAACCUGGACAGUCUCUCUGCCAUGACCAGAAAUCCUCCUUCCUCUGCUCAUCCCGGGAGUGCUAAGAAACUGCCUUAGCACUCAGAAGUGACCACGUCUUCUCCUCCACCCCUCUCCACCUGAAUGGAAAUCCUGGACCUUCCAUCCUGUAAGAAAACCCAGAACCUAUCUGCAUGACUGUUUACAAACUACAGAAACACAUGAGACUUAUCCUGACUCCAUGGUCUGGGCUGCCCCAGCCUGGGGUGCCUGUACUGUAUAGCUGCAAGGCCAGUUCCUGUACAAAGCGUGUGGUCUUACAGCCCCGUGAGAGGUGCUCACCGUCAAUGCCCCUUCAGCCAUUUCUGAUGGGUCCCUACCUCAUGACGGGGCUGCUAUGCUGUCCCAGCGAGUGUCAUUCACUAAACUUGAAAUCCUUUGGAGUUCUGAGCGCAUCAUCCCCAAGCCAUUCUGAGCUGAGUCCUGGGAAUGAUGGAGUCCCUGCCCACUCUUUCAAGGGUGUCCAAGGUACAUGGUCAGGGCAGAACCCUAGCUCCACUCACUGCACAAGCAUCCUACAUGUUGGAAGCACAAACUGGUUGUGACUGAGCACAAUGGCAGGUCUCUGGGUAGACGGUAUGGGCAAGCUUGGGCCCAGGAGGCUUUUCCCAAAUGGGCUGAGUCUUAAGUUAGGCUAGGGAUGUCCAUGUGUGUGGCUGACUCACCCAUGUACUUCUGGGACUUGUCAUAUUCUUGUGCCCCAUCCUAAGACUUGAGGCCCAGGCCACAUCUGUAUGCUAGGGGACCCUCCCUAGACCCCCAUACCCCAGGCCUUUAAAAACCUGCAUAUAGCUGUACCCCACCAUACUGAGCCUGAAGAGCCUGGACCCAGGCUCCCACCUCCUGAACUAACCUCUACAUCCAUGCUUCUGAAGCUGAUCGGCUUCCACCUGGACGGGACUUGUCUACUGUGCCCACUCUUUUAGGCCUUCUCUGCACAAUCCCAGGCCAGGACCCGUUCCAGUAUUAACCAGUUCAGUGUUUGCUCUUGCUGAAGAGACUUGACUCUGCAGCAGCCAGAUCCUGGAAGGCUGUGCCUGGAGCAGCCUUUAGAGACUACCAAGGAGAGAGAGAAGGCAAAGAACAAGAGGCUGACCCAGCCCAGCCUUUGAUGUGGUCAGAGCACCACCACCAGCUACUUGAAAAGGAACAGCUAUGGACCUGGGAGUAGCCUCCCACCCUUGUGCCAGCUGCAGGCUUGCAGGCUUGGUGUUGUCUGAGGCUGUGUGGCCUGGUCAGAGGGUAGUUUGAAGCACAAACCCAUGUGGGUAGGCCGCUGCCUCGCUGGGGCAUUUUCGAGCUACCCAUUGUGGUAGCAGCGUGGGCAGGAAGCUGCUGUGAAGUCGGGGUAUCACCCUCUGUCCCGCCCUCUCCCAGUUCCUGGAGGCCUCCCCUGGAGUCUGGGCUGGGUGCAGCCACACACCCUUGGCUAAGCCUGCUUUGUUUGUGUGGGCAGGACCUACCCUGCAGGAGCAGUGAAGGCCUUCCCAAACCUGGGGCAUCUGUCCCUUUGUCCUUUCAAACAAGAAACUGCUGUUGCUUCCUCUGUGCAGUGGCCGGUGACCCCACCGCGCCUCCCUGAGCCCAGGCUGCCCCUCCUGACUCCCGAGUCUUCACUGCUCCUUAUGUGCAAGAACAGAAUGUGCAGGGGAACUUGUCUCUUUGACAUCUUUGUUCUGUCUCCUGUGCCCAGCCCCUUCAUCUCCAGCACCCAGUUGACCUCCUUGACCUCCUCCCCUCCACCUUCAAUCCUAAAGGCUUUGUCAGAAAGGGGCAAGUUGGUACUGCUGAAAAUCAGAGAUCACUGAUGUCUUGCUGCCCUGCCCUGCCACCAACUCUUAAAGCCGUUGCCCCUGCCCAGGCUGCCCCUGCCCAGGCUGUUGGGUCUCUGGGCCCAUGCGCUCUCCUAUCACAUGGUAGCACAAGGUGUGUAUAUGUUUUGUACCUCUGCUGAUGACUGUACAUAGUGUAUGAAAGUUAUUUAAGCCUCAUGCUGUACAUUUCUGUUCUGGAAUUGGAUGUGUGUGCUCUAAGGAUUUGUCAUAAAUAAAACCCGAAUGAUCAUUGUCUGAA
This is a messenger RNA of Onychomys torridus (southern grasshopper mouse), 7180 nucleotides long. It is a transcript of the gene Kif21b, whose product is annotated as kinesin family member 21B. Lineage: Eukaryota; Metazoa; Chordata; Mammalia; Rodentia; Cricetidae. The transcript is spliced from 23 exons. The record is from RefSeq and is a predicted model, not a curated record. Gene Ontology annotation, biological process: mitotic spindle organization; microtubule-based movement. Gene Ontology annotation, molecular function: microtubule motor activity; protein binding. The coding region runs from base 1 to 3264 and encodes 1087 amino acids.